CUUGCGGCCAUUUUUAUUGGAAGCCUAGAAGAGGAAGCUAUUAAAACCGCCUUUAGACUCACAGGGCCUCGCGCAGGAAGCUUAUAGAGCAGGCCUGCCGCGAAUUAUCCAGUGAAGAGAGCUUUAUUUAUCUUCACUAUAGCAAUCAAAAACCCUAGAAAUCAGAGAGAUCAUGGACAUGCAGAAUGAAUUUGAUAGGAUACUCUUCUUCGAGCAUGCUCGCAAAACAGCCGAGGCUACCUACGUUAAGGACCCUCUCGAUGCCGAGAAUCUAACGAGGUGGGGAGGUGCUCUGCUGGAGUUGGCUCAAUUUCAGACUGUUACAGAUUCCAAAAAAAUGAUACUAGAUGGCAUUUCAAAGCUGGAGGAAGCAUUGUUGGUUCAGCCAAAGAAACAUGAUACUCUUUGGUGCCUAGGAAAUGCUCAUACUUCUUUUGCAUUUUUAUCGCCUGAUCAAGAUGAGGCUAAGGAGUCUUUUGAAAAAGCAACUGUCUUCUUUCAGCAAGCUGUUGAUGAGGACCCGGAGAAUGAAAUAUAUCGCAGGUCCCUAGAAGUGGCUGCUAAGGCUCCAGAAUUACACAUGGAGAUUCACAAGCACGGUUUAGCUCAACAGGCGAUGGGGGCUGCACCUGCUUCUGGACCUUCUACUUCAUCAAGUGCUAAGAGUUCAAAGAAGAAGAAAAGCAGUGAUCUCAAGUAUGACAUAUAUGGAUGGAUAAUUCUAGCUGUUGGCAUUGUUGCUUGGAUUGGAUUUGCAAAAUCUCAAAUGCUUCCCCCUCCACCGCCACCUCCACCUCCAAGAUAAGCAAACAAAGUGGUUCUUUUUUCGGAAGUGUCCAUGGAAUUUUGAGAUGGUCUAUGAACAUUUGAGAAACACAUGGUCUCUCAUCGAUAGUUGAUUUCUGAAUUUAGUAAUGUUUUCUCAGUGUAAACUGAUAAAUAAAGCUUUAGUGAUUAUCUUUAAUAUGAAAUAUUGAUUUUUGCCUUGUCA
Molecule: messenger RNA, 991 nt
Organism: Hevea brasiliensis (rubber tree)
Lineage: Eukaryota; Viridiplantae; Streptophyta; Magnoliopsida; Malpighiales; Euphorbiaceae
Product: mitochondrial import receptor subunit TOM20
Exons: 6
Coding region: 173-805 (210 amino acids)
Biological process (GO): protein insertion into mitochondrial outer membrane
Cellular component (GO): mitochondrial outer membrane translocase complex
Molecular function (GO): protein binding
Source: RefSeq, a predicted model, not a curated record